Molecule: messenger RNA, 2196 nt
Organism: Prosopis cineraria
Lineage: Eukaryota; Viridiplantae; Streptophyta; Magnoliopsida; Fabales; Fabaceae
Product: xylan O-acetyltransferase 1-like
Cellular component (GO): Golgi apparatus
Molecular function (GO): O-acetyltransferase activity
Source: RefSeq, a predicted model, not a curated record
ACCAAAGAGCAACCUCAAUAUACCUCCUCCCUCUUUCAAGUGACUGAGACUAGGACCAACCCUUUGCACGAGCCUUUCAUCUCACUCCUCUCUCUAUCCCUCUCUCUUCAUUGAACUCCGAGAUCAUAUAAUAUCUCAAGUGGUUAACCAUGGAUCAUGAUAUGGAAUUAAAACAUACUCUCACAUACAGCCCAGAACUACUUCUGAUGUGAGAAAGACAACCCUCCAUCCGACACCAAUUCUCUCUAACCAGUUUCUUCCAAGACACACCCAUCCCACCAAACCCCAUCCGUCUAUCACAUACCUCCCUUUCAAAUUCAUGUUCUUCAUUCCCCUCUCUCUAUCUCCCCCUCUAUCUCUCCAUCCUCAGGCGUUCUAUCUCUCUCUCUCAUGCAGCCUUUUCGCAGAAAGAGUGCUCCUCUUUUCAGCUUCGAAGCAGGGAUAAUGAAGGCCCGCAAGAACAAUAACCUCCCAAUCUUUGUUGUCGUCUUUUCUGUCAUUCUCUUCGGGAUCUUCAUGUACAACGAGGACGUUAAGUCCAUCGCUGAGUUCCCAUUCUCAAGAACUAAAGCUCAAGAAAUCCAAGAAGGGAAAGCAGAUACAGAAACAGAAUCAGUCGACCCUGUUCGAAAGGAUGCUAUUGGCGAGACAGGCGUAGACGACUCUGCCGUAGUUGACCCUGUUCGAAGAGACGUCAAGGAGGAAGACGUAGAUCGUGAAAUCGCAACCGUCGCAGAUUCCGGGAAAUCAGAAGAUCAGUUGGAGAAAACCCAGGAAGACGAUUCCGAUGAAGCUCAAGAACAGGUUGUUGAUUCAGUCGUGUCCAAAGAAAAAGAUGAGAAGAUCGAGUUGCCGGGUGUGAAGGAGGAGGAGGAUGACGAUGAUGACGAAGAAGAUGAAGUUGUUGAGUUACCUCCAGAGGAUUGUGAUUUGUUUACAGGGGAAUGGGUCUUCGAUAACGUGACCCAUCCUUUGUACAAAGAAGAGAAAUGCGAAUUCACUUCCCAAGUGACCUGCAUGAAGAAUGGUAGACGUGAUUCUCUGUAUCAGAACUGGAGAUGGCAACCCAGAGACUGCUCUUUACCCAAGUUCAAACCAAGAUUGUUGCUUGAGAAGCUCAGAGGUAAGAGGCUUAUGUUCGUUGGAGACUCACUGAACAGAAACCAGUGGGAAUCAAUGGUGUGCAUGGUCAAUGCUGCGAACCCAUCAGGCAACAAGACCUGGUACAAGACUGGCUCUCUUGCUAUCUUCAGUAUCGAGGACUACAACACUACAAUAGAAUUCUACUGGGCCCCAUUUCUAGUGGAGUCAAAUUCAGAUGAUCCAAACAUGCACAGCAUAUUGAACCGCAUAAUCAUGCCUGAAUCAAUAGAGAAGCACGGGGUGAACUGGAAGGACGUGGACUUCCUCAUCUUCAACACCUACGUAUGGUGGAUGAACACUUUCUCUAUGAAAGUUCUACGAGGCUCGUUCGAUGAAGGGUCCACUGAAUACGAUGAAGUCUCUCGGCCAAUAGCAUAUGGGAGAGUUCUGAAAACAUGGUCGAAAUGGGUGGACGACAACAUUGAUCCAAAUCGUACUAAAGUUUUCUUCACCAGCAUGUCACCUCUUCAUAUCAAGAGUGAGGAUUGGAAUAACCCAGAUGGGAUAAAAUGUGCGAAGGAGACCACCCCUGUUUUGAACACGACGACCCCGCCGGAAGUGGGUACGGAUCGCCGGCUUCUCGUGAUCGCCAACAAUGUGACCCAGUCGAUGAAGGUGCCGGUGUGCUUCAUCAACAUCACCACCUUGUCGGAGUUUCGAAAAGAUGCGCAUACAUCUGUGUAUACGAUCCGCCAAGGGAAGAUGUUGACUCCGGAGCAACAGGCCGACCCGACUACUUAUGCGGAUUGUAUCCAUUGGUGCCUACCAGGGUUACCCGACACGUGGAAUGAGUUCCUUUAUGCACGUAUAAUCUCUCAAUCUUGACAUUCAGACGUACGUACAUAUAUAUAUCUUCACGUAUUCCUUUUUUUUUUUUUAUAGCAACUUCACGUAAUUGGCAUUGAAAUGCUCUUUCAACUCAUAAGAAAAAGGCUUCAACUUUUGUUUUAUCUGUUUUAAGUUCUUGUAAUCCAACCCCCUCCCCACAAAGGGUAUCUUCUUCUAGCUUUCGACUCUUCAAAAUUGAGCUAUAAGAUUUGGAAUUUUGAUUUC